AUGGAAAACAUAUUUAGGAAGAUAGCACAAGAUACCACCAAAUUCGACGCCGGAGAUGAAGAGGGCUGGAGAGAACUAUAUGAGCCAUUGUACGCUGAGGUUCCUAGCAACGUUGGCACUGUGAAGGAUCAACAAUACGGGCCGGCUGAUCGCAAUCAACUGGAUGUGUACUUUCCUCUUCAGGACCAGACUGAGGGAAAGCCGGUGGUUUUCUUUGUUCAUGGUGGAGGCUUCUUCUCCGGAGGUAAAGGAUGGAGCGAAAAGGUAUAUCUUGUCUGCCAUGCUGUUAACCCAUCGGAUGCUCGACUGACUAGUAUUUUCUGCAAGUGCUGGGCGAAUGUAGGGUUUUAUUUUGCCCAACGCGGUUUCGUCACUGUACUCGUAAAUCAUCGUCUAGUUCCGAACGUUGAGUACCCCGGAGGAGCCGAUGAUAUGCAGCUUGCUCGGGAAUGGGUUUUCCAAAACAUUGCAGCCGUGAAAUACGGCCGGGGAUCACCGAACAAGGUGGUACUUUUGGGCCACUCCUCUGGUGGCGCACAUAUUGCUAUGAACUUGUAUGCUGCAGGAGAUCCGGAACGAACGCCGAAAACGCCAAUUUUCCCACCUGUUUCCGGAGUUAUUUACUUGAGUGUACCUUUUUGGUUUGAUAGAACUAAACCUCUCCGACAAAAGGUGAUUCGCCAUUACUAUGGAUCAGACUCUGAGGCGGUCUGGGGUCCUCUUUCUGCACUCGGGUUAUUCAAGUCUCUGCCAGAGGGCUCGCCGUUAUUAGACUACGAGCAGUUACCGAUUUAUAUUGGAAGCGUUCAAUGGGAAGUGAAAGAAACAGCAGAUGCCACUAUCGCGUUCUUCAAUGCCUACCGUGAACGGAGCAUUCCGCGAGGGACGCUACCGGUUUUUCAUGUGCAAGACAAACACAACCAUGUCAGGUUUGUUUCAGUCCUCUGUGAUCCAUCUAAUUACGAUGUAGCUCUAAUAUAG
Molecule: messenger RNA, 981 nt
Organism: Penicillium waksmanii
Lineage: Eukaryota; Fungi; Ascomycota; Eurotiomycetes; Eurotiales; Aspergillaceae
Product: alpha/beta hydrolase
Exons: 6
Coding region: 1-981 (326 amino acids)
Source: RefSeq, a predicted model, not a curated record